Molecule: messenger RNA, 504 nt
Organism: Patiria miniata (bat star)
Lineage: Eukaryota; Metazoa; Echinodermata; Asteroidea; Valvatida; Asterinidae
Exons: 1
Coding region: 1-504 (167 amino acids)
Molecular function (GO): catalytic activity
Source: RefSeq, a predicted model, not a curated record
AUGGGAGCCUGGAAUGUCAGAACACUCCUUGACCAUGCUAACACCAGCAGACCCGAGAGAAGAACCGCGCUAGUGGCUAGGGAACUCCAGCGAUACCGUGUCGAUAUCGCUGCACUCAGCGAGACCCACUUUGCCGACAAGGGAUCCCUGAAGGAAGAGGGAGGUGGAUUCACUUUCUUUUGGAAAGGGAAACGGCAAGCUGAAGACCGGAUCUACGGAGUAGGAUUCGCCAUUAGGUCAACGCUUGUGAAGAACCUUCCUGAGCUUCCAGUAGGGAUCAGCGAACGACUCAUGAAGCUUCGCAUCCCUCUCACCAAGAACAGGAACCUUAUUAUCGUUAGUGUCUACGCACCCACACUCUCAAGCCCAGAUGAGGCCAAAGAACAGUUCUACCAGCUCCUCGACGAGACCAUCAAGACCACCCCCAAGGCUGACAAGCUUGUCAUCCUCGGGAUUUCAACGCGUGAGUGGGCAGGGACUACGACAGCUGGGAGAGAGUCCUAG